This is a messenger RNA of Talaromyces amestolkiae, 1884 nucleotides long. RefSeq lists its product as uncharacterized. Bases 1 to 1884 code for a protein of 627 amino acids. Gene Ontology annotation, cellular component: membrane. Gene Ontology annotation, molecular function: carbohydrate:proton symporter activity. The transcript is spliced from 3 exons. The record is from RefSeq and is a predicted model, not a curated record. Gene Ontology annotation, biological process: carbohydrate transport; transmembrane transport. NCBI's taxonomy places the organism in Eukaryota, Fungi, Ascomycota, Eurotiomycetes, Eurotiales, Trichocomaceae.
AUGCGAGGCUCCUCUCAAGGUGCACCGCGAACUAAAGCGCAAAAUGAAAUUGUUGAGAAUUUCUCCGGCAGAGACGAACGCGUGCCUGCCGAAUCAGGUAUCCACCUCCCGGGCCGAUCUGGGACUCCUCGUCAUACCGAACCUCAACUCGGUAGUCACUGCCUCUUCUUCUUCGGACACGCUGUCUCUCCCUUGGCUCCCCGGCGCCCUCGCUGCUCCACCUCACCCGACUUCUCACUGGCUUCUUGCCUCCUCUUCUCCGCUUCGCGGUUGAUACGGGCACAAGUCCCCUUCCCCUCUUUCCUCUCUUAUUUUUUUCUCUCUCGCAACUCUCGACCGGAUUACACGAUACUCGUCUCUCGGUGGAAAGCAACGAUGGCACGAUUUAUGGGCUUUCGCGGCCAUCGGCUGAAUAUAGCCACCAUUCUGUUGGUUGUGCUACCGGCCUACAUGUGUUUUGGGUACAACCUGGCUGUCGCCGGAGGAUUGCUUACAAUGCCGUCGUUUAUUGAGCAGUUUCCAAAGAUGGACACUGUCAAUAACUCGAGCAAAUUCAACUCUAACAUUCAAGGUACCGUUGUCGCAUUAUACACCGUCGGAGGCAUGCUGGGAGCAUUGUCCACCAUCUUCGUGGGAGACUUGCUAGGGCGACGAAAAGUCAUUUUUAUCGCUUCAGCUUUGGUUAUCAUCGGGUCCCUUCUCAUGUCAUCCUCAUAUUCUCUUGGCCAAUUUAUCGUGGCCAGAUUGGUUCAAGGGCUUGGAACUGGCGCCACCACUGCCACGGUGCCUGUAUGGCAGUCCGAGAUCUCCGGUUCAUCGCAUCGUGGUUCACACGUCGUUACCGAGGGUCUGUUCGUGUCUGUUGGUAUAGCUGUUUCUCUGUGGGUCGAUCUGGGAUUCUCUUUCAUCGACACGAGUUCGGUCGCAUGGCGCGUGCCAUUAAUCUUGCAAACUUCGCUCGCAAUUUUCGUCAUGAUCUUCAUCUUUAAACUACCAGAAUCCCCUCGCUGGUUGCUGGGUAAAGGUCGUGUCGACGAAGCACGAGAAAUUUUGACUAUUCUCCGUGAUGUUGACCUAGAAGACGAAACGGUGCGUGCUGAAAUUGCCGACGUACAGAGAUCGCUCGAACUAGUGCAGAACGCCAGCCGGUUGGACAUUUUCAAAAUGGGAGAGAAGCGCAAUGCGCACCGACUCGCGCUUGGAAUGACUGGCCAGUCAUUCGGUCAGCUUUGUGGUAUCAACUCUCUUACUUUCUAUGCGACCGUCAUUUUUGAUCAGCGUCUGCACAUGGGAGGUACAGACUCCCGCAUUCUCAGCGGUGGGAUGGUCACAAUCCAGAUUAUCGGCGCUCUCUCUGCUAUCUUUACAAUUGACCGUUGGGGUCGUCGCCCGCUUAUGCUUACUAGUGCGACUGGCAUGUGCAUUGCAAUGGCUGUGCUUGCCGGUACGAGCUCGACAAGUGGCAAUCAAGCAGCCCUUAUUGUUGCGGUCGUUGCUCUUUACGCCUUCAACUUGUUUUAUCCAUUCGGCUUCCUUGGCCUGCCGUUCCUCUACUCGACAGAGGUGGCACCUCCACAUCUACGUGCGAAGAUUAGCGGCAUCUCCAACUGCAUGACUUGGUUAUUCAACUUCGUUGUUGUCGAAGUCACUCCGACCGGCUUUCAGACAAUCGGUUAUAAAUACUAUAUCAUUUGGGCAGUUAUCAACUUUUCCAUCGUCGUGACUGUUUAUUUCUUCUUUCCCGAGACUAAUGCGCGAUCCCUGGAAGAGAUGGAUGAGAUUUUCAUGGAGUCGCGCAACAUUUUUGAUGCUCCGAAACUUGCAAAGAAUUUGCCCAGGAAGAUGCCUCCGCUUGAUGACUUUGAAGAUGAGUCUAAGCACUAG